Molecule: messenger RNA, 4398 nt
Organism: Mus musculus (house mouse)
Lineage: Eukaryota; Metazoa; Chordata; Mammalia; Rodentia; Muridae
Gene: Zfp770
Product: zinc finger protein 770
Exons: 3
Coding region: 268-2385 (705 amino acids)
Cellular component (GO): nucleus
Source: RefSeq, a predicted model, not a curated record
CGCGCCUGAACGCCGCGCUUGCGCACUCAGCCAGUCGCCGCGCUGACCCUGCGGACGUGAGCUUGCCUGCCGUCUUGGCGAAACCCAGGCUCUGAGAUGCGUCCCUGCCCGGCGUUUGCCAGCUCCGGGCAUGGGAUAUCACAGUCCCUGAACUCGGCUUGACCCCUGCAGACUCCUUACUUGCACAGCAGAUGAGGCCAAACACAUAGCUUCCGUCUAGGGAAAGAACUCUGUGGAACUUAAGAAUGCCAUGGAACUCAUCAGGAUAUGCCACUGAGGAAUGUGAUGGCUGAAAACAACUUUAAAAUGCUGAAGAUUCAGCAAUGUGUAGCCAACAAACUACCUAGGAACAGGCCAUAUAUUUGCAAUAUCUGCUUCAAGCACUUUGAAACACCAUCAAAAUUAGCUAGGCAUUAUCUCAUUCAUACCGGUCAAAAGCCAUUUGAAUGUGAUGUGUGCCAUAAAAACUUUAGACAACUCGUUCAUCUGGAGAGGCAUCAGUUAACUCACAAUCUGCCUUUCAGUUGUAAUAUUUGCCAACGCCACUUUAAAAAUUUGAAGACAUUUGUGAAGCAUCAACAGCUUCACAAUGAAUCCUACCAUAAUGAUGUUAAAGUCAGAAGACUGCUUGAGACCAAGCAAGAGAAGCCGGUAUAUGGAAUGUGUAAUACUUUUACUGCAGAUGAGAGAUGGGCACUACACCCAUGCUCUAAGUCUGAUGCCACAUACAGCACCACGAAGAGAAGAAAGAAUAUCCACGCGUGUACGAUCUGUGGCAAAAUGUUUCCGUCACAAUCAAAACUUGAUAGGCACUCACUUAUUCACACCGGGCAGAGGCCUUUUAAAUGUGUCCUGUGCAGUAAAUCUUUCCGACAGUCAACCCACUUAAAAAUCCACCAACUCACACAUUCAGAAGAAAGACCUUUUCAAUGUUGUUUUUGUCAAAAAGGAUUUAAGAUUCAAAGCAAACUUCUGAAGCAUAAGCAAAUCCACACUAGGAAUAAGACUCUUCAGAAUCUUCCUUUAAAAGUAAAAAGUCCUGAGUCAUGUCCCCUACCUAAUAAAUUAAACGCAAAGCAGGAUGCUUUUGAAAGUGGUGAUAUGGGUGAAUCUGAGGAGAAUAAUCCUCUUGAUGUCCACUCAAUUUACAUUGUCCCUUUUCAGUGUUCGGAGUGUGAAGAAUGUUUUGAGUCAGAGCAGAUUCUCAAUGGACACAAGUGUCUUCCUGCCAGAGGUGGCAGAGUUCCAAGCAGACUCAAAAGAAGCUGUAACUAUAAGACCAUUGUUAAAAAGCUCUUGGCUAAACUUAAACGUGCUGGGGGUAAAAAAUCAGAUGAUCUUCAGUCAGAGAAGAAGAGAACAUUUAAAAGCAACUACCUGAAAAAUUGUGAACGCUCUUCUGGUAAGCCGAACAUAGAACAAACUCAGAGAACAUUUGUGGGUUCUCUUAGCAGACAUGGUUCAUACAAGACAGUUAGCAAAAAGAAGAAGAAAACUCUGGCUUUGCCAUUUUCUUGGCAAAAGCAAUUCCAGAGCCAAAAUACGGGUAAGAGUUUGCAAGGCAUCCUUACAACGGGAAGCAUAUUAUCUAUGGAUGGUUCCGUCAAUAAUAAAGACUUGUCAAUCUAUGGUUCGUCAGGUGAGGAAUACUUAAACUGUGACAUGCUUCAGUGUGGUUUUUCAGAUUCAAGUGAAAAUAUACAUACUGGACAUAAGAUGUGUCCCUGUGAUAAAUGUGACAAAGUGUUUCCUUCUAUUUCUAAGCUACAAAGGCACUAUUUAAUUCAUACUGGACAGAGACCUUUCGACUGUAAUGUUUGUGGAAAAUCUUUCAGACAGUCAGCUCACUUAAAAAGGCAUAAACUAACUCAUAUUGAAAAGAUUCCUUACAGUUCUUUUUGGCGAGUGGACUUUGGAAAUGUGAACCAACUUUUCAUCCAUCCAAGUGAUGAUGUUAGCUAUAAUGCCUCCCAACAGUGCGAGGGGCUUGGUUCCCAAAGCUGUGAAAGUUCAGAGUCCAGUCAGGUAUCAGAAAUUGAAGUCAAGGUAGAACCAGAGGAUUUUCUUCUUGGUUCCCACUGUAGGAGCAGGCAGUCUUACCUCGCCAACGCACUGGUGGAGUCAGAGCAGAGCCAUCAUUGUUACAGUUACUUAGGCCGUCCUGAAAGAAGUGACGGGCUCCUUUACCAGUGCAGUGUUUGUUGUAAACAUUUCCGAUCUCCGUCCAAACUAGAAAGACACUAUUUAAUUCAUGCAGGGCAGAAGCCAUUUGAGUGCUCAGUCUGUGGUAAAACAUUUAGACAAGCACCUCAUUGGAAGAGACAUCAGCUCACUCACUUUAAGGAGCGACCUCAAGAGAAAGUGGUUCUAGACUCAACUGUGUAACGGAAAACCACUAAUGUGAUAUAAUACCCCAUAAGGCAUUUUUGCCAAAGGCCUACAUUUGGUGACUUCAUAGGCAAUUGCUUGCCAUGCAUAAUCAGGAGUAAGAUAAAUAAAAUGGGUGUUUUAGACACAGUUAAAUGACUUGAGAAGGAAUAGCAUGGUCUGAUGCCAUCCAUAGGACUCUAAGGUUGUCAGCAUAUAACUCUGGUUGUAUUAAAAGCUAGGAAUCCAUCAUGUCCAAUUUGGCCUCAUGUGUUGAAUUACUCAAGACCUUGUGUGUCUUUGGUUUUAUGCGUAUCUCCCAGAAGGAGGCCAGAAUUGCCAUUCAGCUGCAACUAACCAUCCUGCCCUAUUUACUUCUACAUGGAAGCGUACAUUUUAUUGCAAAACAGUUUUCUUACAAAUUAAGAGUAAUAGAUAUGGAAAUAGGUUGGGGAAAUUAAAGCAUUUUACUUUUCUAUAGUGGUUUCUCCCCCCCCCCACCCCUUUUUUGAGACUGGUAAUUUUACCUUCUAAGACAAAAGUUUUACCCCCCCCCCCCAAAUCCCAAUCUAGGUUACUAUUUUCCCUGAGGAAUUUAAAAGUAGCAAGAAGCUGGGUUGUACCCAUGUGUAUUUACCAUCCACUAAUGUUUACAUUUGCAUGGUGUUUUCCAAGGGCCAUUAUGUCAGCAGUUGUAUCUUUUUAGUUAAAUGCAGUGCACCUGUUUGCUUAUUAGUGGUUGACAGCAGACAGCAGUGGCCAGGGGCAAGACUUUGCUUUAACAACUCUUUGGCCAUAAGAAUUAAAUCUCUUCUGCUAAAUUCAAUCAAAUGGCAAUAGCUAUGUAGUUUCAGACUUCACUCUUCUGUGAAAGACACUAAUGUUACAGUAUUUUUUUUUUUUGACCUUCGUUGUUCCUUCAGUUAGCAAAAGUCCCUAUACAGGAAUAUGGUGCUUAGAAAGCUCAAGGCAGUAUUUGUUUCUAAACAGUAUUGUCAUGACUUGACAAAAUAUUUCAUUUAAUCCUAAUAUGAAAGAAAUGACCUAGUCACGAGUCCUUCACAUUUGUGGCAGUUUGUAAAAUCUUUGACUAACAUUUUUUCGCAAUAAAAAGGUCAACUGUUUUGUUUCUAAGGUGAAAAGAAACAGGUGGAUAUUUCACAUGCUUAAAUAUAGUGAAAAGCCCUCUGUUGGAAGUAUGGGUGAUGGAGUAAUUGUAAGUUUUGAUCAUGGUGUAAGAGCUGUACUUUGUGAGGGGAAGGAAGGAGGAAAGCUUUCGCCCCAAGUGAGCCUUAAGAAACUUGGAUAUAAUUUACACAGAUGAAAUGUGACGGUAUGAGUAAAAUAUCCAGAUGAUAAAUAAAUGUGCCUAUUCUGAAGUAGAGAAUCUGUCUAAAGAGGAGAGCCGCAUGCUCCAAGGAAUAGCUUCUGUUUCUUUAAGACUUGAGGUAUGUGUUUCCUGCGCAAACAAGUGGCUCACAGAACCGAAUGCACAGAACUCUUAAGGAUGCAUCUGUUGGUUAAAAGCAAAGCAUAAAUCGUUCAUGUUUUCCAAGAGUAAAAGUUCAAGAGUUAUUUAGUGUGUGAAAUUGUGGAUUUGGGCAUUUCUUUAAGUAAUUUAUAUAAUUUUAUUUGAAAAGAAAUGCCUGAUGUGUUUCUUUCCCCCCUAGACAGGGAAAGUUCUGAAUGUUGUGCUUGUAUGACCAUGAGUCUUUGCCUGAGUGAUAAGAUACAUUUUUUUUGGCUCAUGCCUUUUGAAGCUGUUUCAUAUUGAAAGUUGAAAUAUUGUAAAAAUUUUGUCAAGAGAUGUAUUGUAGUGCUCUUUGAAGUACCUGUAACAAAAAAAACUUACCUUUAUUACCAUUGCAAGCUUCUUAUGGGAAUUGUAGGAGUGGAAAUAAAAUAUGAAUUUAUGUUAAGAUAAACAUGUUAAAUGAUGGUUUGCUGCAUGCUAGAACUGUACUUACUGAGUCAAUUAUUUUGAUUUUUUUAAAAAAAUAAACUUUAUAAAUAUCUUUUAAGAGAACUAGA